AUGGAUGGUCUCACCGUGAGGCCCCUGAACUCGACGGCCUCCGACGAAGGGCAACAAGAAAGAGCGAAGCCAGAGGCGAAGCCAGAGACGAAAGCGGGAAAUCACUGCUUGGAAUUUCUUUCAAAUGAAGGGAAACGGAGGAUGAAUGGGACAAAGCCAACCCUGAACUUUGCAGUGAAGCAAUUUCGGAUUCCAACAGUGAAACUCAUUUCUGAAAAGCAUGUAUACAACAAGAACAAACUUGAGAAAUUCUUUGAACAAAACUUUUUUAGUGCAUAA
Molecule: messenger RNA, 279 nt
Organism: Linum trigynum
Lineage: Eukaryota; Viridiplantae; Streptophyta; Magnoliopsida; Malpighiales; Linaceae
Source: the annotation of a GenBank genome assembly